AUGACCUGGUCCCGCGACCUGAACGCCAGAGGCGUUGAGAUCCUCGCGCGCGAGGCGCUGAAGGACCGCGCGGCCACCGCCGACGCCGCCGCGCUCGGGGCAGGGUGGAGCCGCGAGCUGAACGCGAAGGGGGCCGAGCUGCUCGAACGCGAGGCUGGCGGACGCGGCCCCGAGGCCGAGCCGAGGCCCACCGCCUCCGCCGCCACCCGCUGGCUUCGCUCGUGGCUGUGCUCGCCCGCCUCGAGGGGGCAGGGUGUGGACGAGGUCGCCGAAGAGCACCGCAACGCGUCGCGUGCACGGGAGCUUGGCGCCGGCUGGUCUCGCGGGCUCAACGCGCACGGCCUCCAGCUCCUGGGCGAGGGCGAGUUCGCGCAGUACUGCGACGCGAUCACCGCUGUUCCGCCGGGCGCAGUGUGGUCGAGGGAGCUCAAUUCGAGGGCGGCCGAGCUCGAUGACCCCAUCACGCGGCACUACGACGCCGCCACGAGCUCGUGCCCCAGCACCUGGUCGAGGAACUUGAACGCGAAGGCGUUGGAGGCGGUCGCGACCGAGACUGUGGAGGGGCACUUCGACGCGGUCACCAGAGCGCCUCCAGGGUCGACGUGGUCGCGGGAGUUGAACGUGAAGGCCCUGCGGGCCGUGGGCGCCUCGACCUGUGAUGGCCAGGCGGGGAUGUGGCUUCGCGAGUUGCACCUGAAGGGCCCGGAGAUGGAGGAGGACCGUGCUGCGCGGUGCAUAUGGAAGCACUACGAUGCGAUCACCGCAGUGCCUGCCACCCCCACGACGUGGUCCAGGGGUGUCAAUGCAAGCGCACUUGCUCAGAUAGAGGCCGCGGGCGCGAUGGAACCCAUCCAGAAGCAUUACGACGCCAUCACAGCAGCCUCCGCGGGGGCCUCGUGGUGCAGGGUUCUAAAUGCAGCUCCGAUCGACAUCGCAGGCAAGACGCUGGCUGAAGCCCAGCACGAUACUGUCACAAGGAGUUGCUCGGGAGCGUGGUCCAAGGACCUCAACAAGAAGGCGACGGACGCGCAUUUUUUGGCGUCCUUCGAGAAGCACUGCGACGCCAUCACGAUCGUGCCGGCUGCCUGGUCCAGGGGCCUGAACGCCAAGGUCAUGGAGGCGGAUGCGCAGAGGUCCCUCGAGAGGCACUACGACAACGUCACCAGGGCCGCGACAGGGGUGUCCUGGCGCAGGGAGCUGAGCCUGCUCGCAGCGGAGGCCCCGGACGAGCAGGAGGAGCCUGGCGGCGCGGGGCCCCUCCGCCAGGAUGCGCUGCCGCCGGACUCGAAGCCUUGCGGGCGCGGGCGCCUGGACAGCGACGUGAGCACGGCCGCCUCGAUGUCGCGGCAGGGCACCGAGCGGACGCUGUCGUGGGCCGAUGACGACUUCGAGGACGACCUCUCGUACAAGGCCGCCGCGGGCGGCGCGUGGGGCCUGAGGGCGAGGUGCCAGUCGAUCCCAGAGGGGCACUGGGAGCUGCACGAGGCCUGA
Messenger RNA from Prorocentrum cordatum, 1491 nucleotides. The record is from the annotation of a GenBank genome assembly. NCBI's taxonomy places the organism in Eukaryota, Dinophyceae, Prorocentrales, Prorocentraceae.